This is a messenger RNA of Orbicella faveolata, 4732 nucleotides long. Its product is annotated as chordin-like. Gene Ontology annotation, biological process: negative regulation of BMP signaling pathway; dorsal/ventral pattern formation; multicellular organism development. The record is from RefSeq and is a predicted model, not a curated record. Lineage: Eukaryota; Metazoa; Cnidaria; Anthozoa; Scleractinia; Merulinidae. Gene Ontology annotation, molecular function: BMP binding.
CUGACAAGAAAACUAAACAAGGAUUUUGCUGGGUUCGAAUCGCUUAACACGAUAAAAAUGUUUUCAAAAUACGCGUCAAUAUUAUGAAAACAAGAUGAAAGGUUUGAAUUUGGUUGUUUCUUCAUUGUCCAAAAGACCUCCGCGGCGCAAUUGUUUACUUUUGUCGGGGAGAGUGUGAAGUUUUAUUGUGGGAUACGAUUAUCGAACGAAUGUGCAGAGAGACAACGCAUUUCAAUGAACGCUGUGAUCGUUUGUCAGCCACAAAACAAUUAUUAGAAGAACAAUUGGGCUAAUUGAGUCAACAAGCAAUAUAAUUCUAUCUAAACACUGAUAAAUCGUGCCAGCGGAACCACAGACUCUUGACUACAAACUUUGCGAAAAAAUAAGCCCGGAAUGCAGAGUCGAGAAAGCAUCGGUUACUUAAAGGCGCCCGAACCUCAGUUUGAGUGUUCAAACCACGCGAAUCGGUGAUAUCGGGGUGUACAUGAAGUGGAGUGGCCUCGCCGAUGUCACUCACUUUCAAUCACGUGCAAUCUAGCUUAUUAAUCUGAGGAAAUCACAAGUCAAUGGUAAAGUGACGAUAUUAGGUUAUAAAGGACAAAUACGUCCAAGGGGGGGAGCUGGAAACAAGCAAAUCCAGCUAUAGAACAAUGAAAAUAAUAAAUAUUGUCCCUGGUGCCUGUUUGUUUUCUGUUCAAGUUGGCGUGAGGUUGUUUGGGUUGUCGGCAAAGAUUGUGACGUAUUCACUUUCUCACGCUUUUGUAUUCUGUGAACCAGCGACCAGUGUUGAGUCGAGGUUCGCUACGAUGGGACGCGUGAUGUGUUUCUUAGGAAUGGCAAUUUUGAUUUUAUUAUUUGUGGCCCAAUGCGGUGCGGCGUCGGAUUCCGAAACAUUAGUUUUGAGACCGAUUGCUAGUGAAUAUCAACACGUAUCUACCAAGGCUGGAGGCUGCAACUUUGGGUUUCUGCACUACGAUAUUGGUGACAGCUGGCAUCCGGACAUUACCCCAUUUGGAGUCAUGUUCUGCCUCAUAUGCACGUGCAAUAGGAUCCCAAACAUACUGACAACAGGAAAAGUGACAUGUCGUAACAUACGACACCGCUGUCCAACAACCGCGUGCGCGAGGCCUAAGGUCGAACCAGGACAUUGUUGUCCGUCCUGUCCGGACGAGUUCAUAUCGUUGCUGACGACACCCGGAGCCUCAGUUUCCCGCCAAAACGGUCUCGGGCGUGCGCACUUCACACUUGUGCGGAACACGCUCAGCAUUUCAAUUCGCUAUGAGGGGCAAAGGAAACUUCGCAUGGCGUCCUUUAUGGAUACAGAAGGUUCGGUGGUUAAGGAGAUGAACAUUCAACGCAAAUCGAUAAAUGGAUCCCAGGUAUGCCUUGUAUGGAAUCAACUGAAUAACAAGCAGAUCGAAUCCCUCAAACAAGGAAAAAUUAGUUUCGUAUUGAAGCUCAAACGCCAGCAAGCAGCAGGUUUAAAAGGAGACAUUGUACUGCACAAAUCCUACUCGAAAGAGAGCUUUGAGGCGUUGUUGUCAUCUGACGAUGAGACAUCCAGUGCUCUGGCAUCUUUCGACUUGGCCAAGAGCGGAAAACUUCUAAGGAUAUAUCUUCGUUAUAGUGGAUCUCACACUGUAGGUUCAGCAACUCAGGUUACCAUCAAAUUAGUAAGAACGCCCACUAAUAACAAAGGUGCUCGUGUUGUGAAAGUCAUCAGCACGUCACAAGUGAAGCAAGAGAAUUCGGUUUUUAAAACGUCAUGGGCAAAUCCAGCUCAGCAUGCUCUGAAGUGGCUGUCACGUGGUAAUUUAGACAUCACAAUGAUACUGAACACCGCUGACCAAUCAACUAAACUCACUGGUCGAAUAGGCAUCAAAAGAACUUGCAAUACCAUCGUUUGUCAGCUUUCUGGCCGAGAAGCCCCUAGGCCGACAAUGACAGGAGCCAGCGGCUAUGCCUCUUUUGAAUUCAUUAACAACGGUAAAAUACACUACCAGAUUUUUCUGUCGGGACUUAUACAUAAUGUGACGCAGAUCAGUCUUCAAGCAACAAACCGCAGGCAAAACGUUAAAAGACUUUCUCGACUUAUAACCGCUGAUGAAUACGGCCGAGCCAAGGUAACAGGCGUUUGGGAGAGACCAUCGUUUACAGAAAUCUGCUGGCUUUUCGGUGGAGACAUGUUCAUCAAUGUUCGAACGACGGCCAACACGAUUGGCGAAUUACACGGGCAACUAAAGCAGUUUACCUUCCGGGGACACCAUAUGUCAUAUCAUGAUCCACCGAUUAUGUUGUCUGGUAACGAAGUGGUCCCCAGGAUUCAGACGGGUGCCGCCGGGCAGGCCUGGUUCUCACUAGACAAAAAUUGCGCGUUACACUAUCACCUGAUGUUCAGCGGCAUGGACCGCGGGCGACGGAACUUAAUGACUGCGGAACUCCAGGGUUUUGCGGAUUAUGGCGAAGUUCCUCAGCCGUAUAAUGAGCACGUGCACUUCUUACGGUCCUUUGAAGGAGAAACGGUUUCUGGAUUUGCACGCAACCUCGAUUUUGUGUUCCUCGACAAUCUCGUCCGCGGAUUGGUUUAUUUGCAAGUGAGCAGUGAGGAAGUCCCGCAGGGUGAGCUGAGGAGCCAGGUCAUGGUCAACAGCGAUAUUUGUAGGAAGCGGUUUCCCGAUUUACAGCAGGGAGUCGAGAUGGAUGGCUGGUGUUUCCAUGGCAACAAAGAUUACUAUAACGGGCAGACCUGGAUUUCUGAAGAUGACAAAUGUACCUCGUGUACUUGUGAGAACUCCGAAAUCGUUUGUUCUCCACUCGAAUGUCAGCGGUUAAACUGCACAGAGGCGCCUAUAUUACUACCUCAUUUAUGCUGCCCGGUUUGUCCAGCCAUUGAGGAAAAAGUUGUCAUAUACUACGAGAAGAAGAAUAGACCAUCCAUGAAAGGAUGCUACGUGAAAAGAGACAGGAAAGUUUACCCAGCAGGAGCUGUGUGGCAUCCGUUUGUUCAGCCGUUUGGUUACAUGAGAUGUCACGCCUGCACUUGCCUGGCAAAAUCAGAGGAGAUAACAUGCACCAAAGUUAAAUGUCCAGAUCUUCAGUGCAAAAAUCCGAUCAAAAUGCGCAUGACAGACUGCUGUAUGCGCUGUCCUGAUGAAGAGGAUGAGCAAUCAGAUGACAGCAAAGUCCCGAAAAAAGGGUGCAACUUUCGUGGAAAUGAGUACAAACACGGUCAAACAUGGAAGCCAUUUAUCCCGCUGCUCCCUUCCAGAUGUAUCACGUGCAAGUGUGAGAAUGGAAAAACGAAAUGUAGACGUACCCAGUGUCCUAAAGGACAAUGCAGAAAUUCUAUUGACGGCGCUUCGAAAAGUUGUUGUGUGCCAUGCUCAGGAUCUUGAGACUGAUUUCAGCUUCAAAUAAUUCGUUGUAAAUAAGAAGUAGGAGUGAGACAGUGAGAAGUCCAGAGGCCCGGACUCAAAGGAAAUUAAAGUUUCGGUGGACGAGGUCCCCCGCUGCAACUCUUCGCGUACCAAUUCUGACGGGACGGGGCAUACGAGUUCUGAUGUAAAGAAAAGGCGACAGAAGCCGGAUCAAGGAAGCAAGACGAACGAGCCACAGCUGUCUAGUUCUUAUGCCCCUCGAAAGAAAAAAAAGGGAAGAAAACUAAACCGGGCGAAGUGGCGGUAUCUAGAAGUGCGCUAAGAAAUCGAGGGAGAAAAUGUGUUGGCGAAAAUGUUUCCCUUCACGGUCAACAAAAAUGGAAGUGGUCCAGGCCUCUCCCCUUGAUCUGCUAUUAGAUUAGACGGCAGGAAAGAGCUCUUUAUUGUCUCGCUUCAACGCGCAAUGUUGAAUUCAGUUAGUGAACACAAGUCGAAAAUGAUGUGCGCAAAUUUUAUAUUCAUUUCAUGUUCGUUGAAUCUUGCGCGCAACAGUUUCAAGAUCGAAACUAUGAUGCAUUAUGAUUACAUAUAUGUGUGUCUUUGUUCAGUUCUGGGCCCCUCUUUGUCACGCAACGCUACGCUCGUAGCGUUGCGUGACAGAAAGAGAGCUAGGACUGGACUUUCAUGUUUGUAGACUAAGUCAUCCAGAGCGCAUAACACAACGGUCUUCAGCUGCUACAAUAUUACUGACGAAUAGGUACAUUCCAGUGUGAACAGAAACAUUGAACAACACCAACAACUUAAUUCUUUUGUAAAUUGUACAAGAAAUCGAACAGAUCUUUUGAACAGUGAUUUAAAUUACAGUAACCCACUGUAGUGUAAAGAGGGGUUUGUACAGUACCCAAACUGCUAGGUUACAUCACAACCUGUGAAAUAGUUUGACAUUAUCGUUAGUUAAUGAUAACACACUGAAGGUAGGCCCCAGUCUCUUUCCCAGGCAAUUGUUCCCUUACUGUAUUCACCAGUCUCCCUGCAUGCAAAAUACAGAAGCAAGAGCCUGGAAACAAGACUGAUGAUCACUUUCGCUUCUGAAGGCCUCUCAGAGCUUCAUACAUGGUUUCUCAAAAUUUCUUCCUUGUUCCCCUUUAGUAAAUUCCAUUGCUCCCUGAAGGGCCUAAAGCUUUUGUCCAAAGUUCCCAUUAAUAGUAGAGAUAUCUGUUGUUCCUUCAAAUAGACCAUGUUACAUUUGUCUGUUCAGUGACCUAGCCUUUGUAUGGUAGCGAGGCAGGAGGUGACCUUGUUUUGAUAAAGACCUCACUGUUUUUGUUUUGUAAAUCAAGUUGUUCUUAUGCUAA